Molecule: messenger RNA, 738 nt
Organism: Malassezia globosa CBS 7966
Lineage: Eukaryota; Fungi; Basidiomycota; Malasseziomycetes; Malasseziales; Malasseziaceae
Exons: 2
Coding region: 1-738 (245 amino acids)
Source: RefSeq, a predicted model, not a curated record
AUGGCAGCAGCCCAAGCUCGCAGCAUGUGGCCACAGUUGUCUGUGAAGGAGGAUGCUCCUGUCAAAGUGCUACGUAAUUCACUGGUGGUUGGCGCGUUGGGUGGCGUGUCAGGGACGGUCGUGUCUGUGUUGCGUGCAUCGCAAAUUGAACCCGUCGUGGCUGCAUGGCGUAUGUCGAAGGGCUGGUUUGCUUUUUCGUUUGGUUUUUUUGUGCUUCGUGAAUAUGUAAUGCAGCCAUGGACAUGCCAUGUGUGGCCGAUGUGUGAACAGCGGGGGCACUUUGAAAACAUCCCGUCGACCUUCUUUAGCGGUGCCACGAUCGGGGUUUUGGCUGCCUUGUGGCUCCGACGUCCUGUCGUGCCAGGCGCAAUUACGAUGUCUGGUCUUUGUACGACAGUGCAGCUCGGCUUUAAUGAACUCAAGCUCGGCGCACAAAGAUGGAUUGAGCCGUCGCAUCGUCCCGACCAUUCAGAAUCCAUCGAGGUGCGCGAACAGACCAAGGCACCAACCGUUCGACCAGACGACCCAAUACACCAAGCGCAGCCGCUCCAUCAGCCAUCGACAUCAUCCUGGUUGAGUCGAACCAAGGAAGUUCUUCAAAAGCACAGCCCCAUUCAACCUAUCACGGAUGAAGACUACCGGAAACGAUUGGAAGAACGCUUGCGAGAAAUUGACGCUGAGCUUCACUUGCUGGAAGAAGAGCUUUCUGAGCGACGCAAGGUAUUCCCUACUUCAUGA